Molecule: messenger RNA, 2101 nt
Organism: Gastrolobium bilobum
Lineage: Eukaryota; Viridiplantae; Streptophyta; Magnoliopsida; Fabales; Fabaceae
Product: protein NUCLEAR FUSION DEFECTIVE 4-like
Exons: 3
Coding region: 1-1713 (570 amino acids)
Cellular component (GO): membrane
Source: RefSeq, a predicted model, not a curated record
AUGUUGAAUCUGAAAGGAGGGACGAGACCACCAUGGGUGGGACUUGGAGCUGCUGUGUGGAUUCAAAUUGCUUCAGGAAAUGGCUACACUUUCUCUCUUUACUCUCACUCCUUGAAAUCUGUUCUUGGUUUCAACCAAAGCCAGAUUACCCUGCUUGGUGUUGCCAAUGAUAUUGGUGAGAAUGUUGGCCUCCUUCCUGGUCUUGCAUGCAACAAGUUCCCACCUUGGCUUAUCCUUUUCAUCGGUUCUCUCUUCUCUUUCCUUGGUUUUGGUGUUCUCUGGCUCGCUAUCAGCAACACACUUCAGAUUCCUUACUAUUUGCUAUGGUUUGCCCUCGCUGUUGCUACCAACAGUUGUGCAUGGCUAUCCACUGCUAUUCUUGUGACCAACAUGAGAAAUUUCCCUGUCAGUAGAGGCACAGUUGCAGGAAUACUAAAAGGUUAUGCGGGGCUCAGUGCUGCAGUUUUUACUGAAAUUUACAGCAUAGUUCUUCAUAAUUCUUCUUCCAAGUUCCUUUUGUUCCUUGCCAUUGGUAUUCCUGUUUUAUGCUUCUGUAUGAUGUUUCUUGUUCGCCCUUGUACUCCAGCUUCUGGUCAAGAUUCUGCAGAAAAGGGGCAUUUUCUUUUUAUCCAAGGUUCAAGUGUGGCCUUGGGUUUAUGUAUACUUGUAACAACAGUACUUGGCAAGAUUCUCCACAUAAGUGAUGUAGUGUCAUAUAUUUUGGUGGCUGUGACGAUUCUUCUUCUCAUGGCUCCACUUGCAAUCCCUAUAAAGAUGACACUGUGUCCCAGAAAAGCCACCGAAUCAGAAACACCUGAGCAACAAGUUGGAUCUUCAGAAUGUCUGAUUCAAGAUGGCAAAGAAGAUAAUACGAAGCCCCUGCUAUCAUCUUCAUCAGCUAGUGGCCUUGGAAGUUUUUAUGAUACGGAUGGUUCAUCUGAGGUGGCUAUGCUUCUUGCUGUGGGUGAGGGAGCAGUAAAAAAGAAGAGAAGGCCCAAAAGAGGGGAAGAUUUUAAAUUCACUGAGGCUAUAGUAAAGGCCGAUUACUGGCUACUAUUUUUUGUUUACUUUGUUGGUGUUGGAACUGGGGUUACUGUUCUUAAUAAUCUGGCUCAAAUAGGCAUUGCACAAGGUGUGGAAGAUACCACCAUCUUAUUGUCACUUUUCAGCUUUUUCAAUUUUGUGGGUAGGCUUGGUGGAGGAAUUGUUUCAGAACAUUUUGUCAGGACGAAAACGAUCCCACGGACAGUUUGGAUGACAUGCUCGCAGAUAAUUAUGAUCAUCUUGUACCUUGUGUUUGCCUAUGCUAUCAAUGGAACCCUUUAUCCUGCAAUUGCAUUUCUUGGUAUCUGCUAUGGCGUGCAAUUCUCCAUAGUGGUUCCCACUGUUUCGGAGCUUUUUGGUUUGAAGCACUUUGGCUUGUUGAGCAACUUCAUGGCCUUGGGAAAUCCACUUGGUGCGUUCCUUUUCUCAGCUCUUCUGGCAGGGCAUAUAUAUGAUAAUGAGUCAGCAAAGCAGCAUGGUCUAGGCCUCAUUGCAUCGAGUGUUUCAUGCGUUGGUCCAAAUUGUUUUAAGAUCACCUUUUUUACUCUGGCUGGUGUGUGUGCUGCGGGUACCAUCUCGAGCAUUAUCUUGUCUAUCAGAAUUAAGCCUGUUUACCAAAUGCUUUAUUCUGGGGGUUCUUUCAAGCUACCUCAAACGUCAGGACCCUAAGAAGUACUGAAGUUGAAGAACGAAUAAAGCAUAUUCCUCCUCAGUUACUCCUCUAGACAAACCUGUUGCAAAUGCAUAUCUAUAUAUGUAUAUAUAUAUAUAUAUAUAUACAUAUGGGGUAGGAUCAUUUGACACCGGUUUGACACUUCAUCUGAGCGCCAUUGAUCAUCAAUCUAAUAGACAAGAAAUUUUGGCUUCGACGGGUGUGACCCUACUGGUUUAGUAUAAUAAAGUUUAGAGUUUUGGUAUUUCUCCUGUAAAAUUCUUGUUUUAGCAUGAAUGUUACGUGGAGAUGAGGUAUUGGGUACUGAGAAGUGAGGAAGGUAAAUUAUCUGAUAUGUUUUUGUAUGCACAUGGAUGAAAAGGAAUUAAUCUAUCAUAUACUUGG